AUGGAAAUCGAGGUCCAAGAGAAAAAGAGACCAUCCCAGGGCUGGUUGCCUGCUACACUGCGCUGGCCGUAUCUCUUCUCCCUGGGAAGUCUGCUCCUGUUUUUACUGGCGGUGGUUGAGACACUACGCCAGUACUCGAACAGGAAAGGUUUCCUCAUCCAUUGGAGCGAUGUGGAAAAUCUUCCAGGGACCACUUGGCAGGUAUAUACGUAUCUGCCUUUGGUCCUUACCCUGCUCGCCAUCGUUCUCCUGGAUAUUUGUGCCCAGGAUGUCUUCCGGUUGGAGAUUUACUUCCAACUGGCCAAGCAGGAGGCCACUCCGGCCAAGGUGCUCUUCACGAAUUAUUGCAGCAACGGAUUGACAGCGUCAAUGAUCGCACUUCGAAACCGGCAUUGGAUUGUGUUAUGCGUCGCGUCGGUAUUUUUGAUUUGUCGCAUGUUUCUUCCCACGUUGGCCUCAGGUAUCAUCAGCUUGGAUGGAACGACCUUGCGGGAAAGCAAAUCAGUCCACACCUGGCCGUCAAUCGUUGAUCUCGACACUCAGAUGUCGUGGUUCAACGCCAGCCUCUCGCAUCAUGGAAUGCUCGGGCGCUCCGAUCUAGGCAGCAUGUUUCUGUCCCGCCCGUCGACAUAUGCGGCAGCACCUGUUUCGAUUCCAGGUGAGGCGACCGAGAACUCGUUUUUGACUGUCAAUCAAACAGCAUAUUGGUCGAACUUGACUUGUGUCACCCAACUUUCAACAGGCAACUCCAAUAGCACAUUCUCGUCUAUCAACUCGAGCUCGGGGACCAACCAGCUGGCCUGGAUUUGGAAAAUGCGUGAUUUCGGGCUUCCUGGGAGUAUCAACGAUACCGACUCUCGCUGUCGAAUUGACCUUGACCUUGAAGUGACUUCUAAGUCAAACCAGAGAGACCUCCACGCACGUUACUGGGCCCCCACUUAUAACGGAACGGACGCCAACUCAUCCUUUGUCCCGGGCGAUGGAUGCGGCUCUUUCGAACUUUUCGGUGUGAUGUUGGAUUCAAGAAUUGUCGACGGAAACAUCACGGCCCCAAAUAUCACCGUGCUUGGCUGCUCGCCGGUGUAUCACCAAGCCCAGGCGGAAGUCACUCUCAACAACAAUGCUUCCAUCGCAGAUCUGCAAACCAGCCCUGACGGCAUCAAUCCUCUAAAUGCAAGUGACUUCCACGUAUCAGGGCUGCACGAUGUUAUUUCCUCGAAGUAUACACCACAGGAGCAGGGUAUAUCAUUAUCGGAUCCGUCAUUGCAGACUGGAAAUGACCUCAACAGCGCCAAAAACAGCAAACAAAUCAACUCCACCGCAUUUAUCCAGGAAAUGCAAUCGUCUUGGAAUGAGAACUUCAUCGUCAUCAUCAACAAGCUAUUUAACCCAGCUGCGCCCCCCUCGAGCAUCGACGCCACGUUGACAUCCUACGUGGUGAUAUUAGUUGUGGCUCCCAACGCUGCGAUUUUCACCGAAGCGAUCCUGGUCGUUUGUCUCGUCAUUCUUGGUAUGCUGGCAUCUACCUGUCACCGCCGACCCAACUUCUUGCAAUGGGACCCCGGGUCUAUUGCUGCUCAGUGCGCUUUGAUUUCACGACUCUUUAGCCCGCCCACGAAGCAGCUAUUCUCGCAUCCAGACUUCCGCCAAGCAACUACUCGCCAGCUCCGUCAGUGGUCCAAAGGGAAAUGGGUCGAAUGGGUGAAUGUCUCCGGAGAACCUCAGCUUUGCAUCGUCGAUCGCAGCCAACCACCUUCCGAUCAGCCGUCGACUCCAAAGAUCACCAAGGGCCGCCGUGACCCACCUCCGCACUUUUUGGUUUUCCCUUGGUUCUUGACCGAGUGUGUUCUACUAAUGGGAGUGUUGGCCGCUUUUGGAAUCUGUCUGUCAUACCUGCGACUACAGAAUAUCGAAGACUACGCAACCGCCGCCGCGACUCUGUCGAUAAUAUUCCUAACUUACGCCCCAACCGCAAUCGCAUCCAUCAUCGGCUCUCUCAUUACUUCGGUAUAUCGCAAUCUGAGUGGCAUGGAACCUUGGAUCCGUCUCCAGGAAGGCAUGGCCACCGCCAAAGAUUCAAUCAUCGCCAAUCGUGGUUACAGAACGCCGUAUAUGGCUCUGACUCGUACGCGCCGCCGCAAGCCGGCUCUCUUGUUUGGAAUCUCUGUGGUAUGCUUGGUGGAUCUCGUAUUGCGAGUACUUAGUGGUGGUGUUUUCGAGCCGCAGGUCCAGAUUUAUAAAUCGACAUCCUCCUCAGUGCUCCGCGAGUACAACCCGUCUCUUUUCCAGAGGCAGGCCAACGAGACAGGAGUCGGUGAAUCGAUAAUGGCUGCCAGUCGGUUGAUGAACAAUGUUUCAUUUUUGCCCUGGGUCUCCCCGGAGUACUUCUUUGUGCCAUUUUCGGUCAAACACCCUUACCCCGAUGUAUUAUAUACCGUAUCCGACGCCGAAGACGAUGAAGACGACGACACGGAAGAUGAAGAUGACGAUUAUGAUGAUGAUGAUGAUGACGAAGACGAAGAUGCUUGGGCCACAUUUUCCGCUGUGACGAGAGGCAUAGGAGCAGACCUUGAUUGCCGUACGAUAUAUCCCGAGCACAAGUCCGAUUCAACGCAGGUUUGGAAAUAUCGACUCUCUGGAAGCACAGGACUGUCCAAUUGCACAGUCGAAAUCAUACCAAAGACUCUCAACAGCAAACCUGGCGCCAAUCUCACAGAUCGCUCUAUCCAGUUCCUAGCGCCCAACGGAACAGAGACGUGCCAAACCUCAAAUCUCUUCAUUUUCGCCUCUUGGAACCAGAACACUAUAUUCAAAGGCGACUCGACAGGCUGGAUGGCCUUGCAGUGCAAGCCAAAAGUUUCAGUCCAAGAGUUCAAUCUCGAAUUCGACUCCCACGGAAUGAUCCAGUCCUACAAACCCAUCCCCAAAGGUUCUAUCACAAAGGGGGAACUAUACCAGAACGCUUCAAUCAGUCUCGGGCUAUUCAAUGAGCGAGUGACAAGCUUCUCUCGAUCUCUCCCGUCCCAUGAUCCCUCCGCCCCGCAACGCCACGACUGGUCCGGCCUGUUAACAUCAUCGACGUACGAUGUAUUGUACCCGAAUAACACUGAGAUCACCUCUGAACGCCUAUCGAAUGUUGCAAGGAUAGUCUAUCGUCGCAUGUUCAGUGCCCACUUAGCUUUGUGGCGGGACAAGUACCUCGAACACGUCCCCUCGAAACUGGCCGUUCCUAUCGCGGCAACAGCGAUCGAAUCCCUGUGGGGACUGACUCCGUCCAAAGUUUUGAUUGUGAUCAUCAUCUGCCUUGUAUGCAUUGACACCUCGGCGCUUGUCGCGGUCUUCGUCCUCCGCUUCAACCGGUUCAAGGGUUUGCGCAUUCCUCGAUCCAUUGGGUCUCUCAUCCCGUUGGUCGUAGGUGGCUCCUUCGCGGCCGAUUGCGGAGAUAUGUAUGAUAUGACCGAGCAUGAACGCCAUGCAUUGCUUCUGGGUCAGGAUCGAAGGUAUCGACUUGGAGAGUUCGCUGGUGAGACCGGGGACCAGUGGGGCCUUGAUUAUGAUGACCGACAUCAUACCUCGGAGAUCGAGUUGGAUGAUAUCAGACCUGCCAUGUAA
Molecule: messenger RNA, 3612 nt
Organism: Penicillium olsonii
Lineage: Eukaryota; Fungi; Ascomycota; Eurotiomycetes; Eurotiales; Aspergillaceae
Source: the annotation of a GenBank genome assembly